Molecule: messenger RNA, 4083 nt
Organism: Portunus trituberculatus (swimming crab)
Lineage: Eukaryota; Metazoa; Arthropoda; Malacostraca; Decapoda; Portunidae
Product: ankyrin repeat domain-containing protein 11-like
Exons: 15
Coding region: 301-2928 (875 amino acids)
Cellular component (GO): nucleoplasm
Molecular function (GO): protein binding
Source: RefSeq, a predicted model, not a curated record
GUUCUCAAAACAGACUGAUUGCGCGGGAAAACGAACGCUCCAGAGAAUCAAUAAUUUGAAGUGGAUCGCGAAUUCAAUACAUUUUCCAUUUGACACAUGUGGUUUGGUGAAUUAAUUGUGGUAUUGGACAUCUGCUCUUCUUUCAAAAAAUAUGUGAGGAAAGCAAAAAGUGAGUUAGAUAGAGAAGAAGCUGAGUGAGGCAAGCUGGCCGCGGCAAGGGUUGUGUUGACGGAUUUACGUCUUUCCUUUGGAUCACUCUCCUUUAAUUUUGAUGAUACUGAAACCUGAUGGGUGACCAAAAUGGUGAGGCCAGUUCAUUCCAAGCGCAAACUGUUCAUUGCCAGCAAGGAACAGAAGGAAAAUGAUCCAGCUGAAAGUGAAUUGAGGAACAAGAUUCCCUCAGAGCACCAAGGCUUAACAGACAGUAGCAACAGUUUAAACAUUGGCUGUCAGAGGAAGAGUGGCUUCAGUGGGAACAGUGGCGUGGGGACUCACAGUAAAACAAUGGUGGGGUGGGCAGAAGAUGUGACCACAGCCCACCAUACCCCCAGCCGGCCAGUCAUGCCCAUGUCGGAGAGGCAGCAGAUUGCCCUCCUCAUGCAGUUGUCGUCCCCAUCUCCUCCAGACAAGGCAGACAUAAACCGCUCAAGCAGCCCUCGUACGCCCAGCACUCCAAGCUUUGGCCGAGGCGUGAACAAGCGCAAUGAAAGGGGAGAGACGCCCCUUCAUGUUGCUGCAAUAAAGGGGGACAGUGACCGUAUCUCCCAACUCAUCUCUCAAGGGGCAGAUGUCAAUGCUCCAGACUAUGCUGGUUGGAGCCCACUGCAUGAAGCAUGUAACCGUGGGUUUUAUGAAGUGUCAAAGGUGCUAAUUGAAGCUGGAGCAGACGUCAAUGCCAAAGGUCUGGACAACGACACUCCUCUACAUGAUGCUUGCAUCAACAAUCAUUUUAAGUUGGUACGGCUACUGCUGAGAUGUGGUGCAGGUGUUGAUGUCGUUAACCGUAGAGGUAAGACGCCUAGAGACGUGUGUCGAUCACCAGGCAUUAUAGCACUGAUAGAAGCAGCAGCACAAGGUUUUAUACAAGAACUGGGCUCAUCUUCUGGAGACGAGCUUCAACAACCUUAUUUAGGUGGUAGCUGCACAAGUAUGUCUAGGCGGACUCCUCCUGCCAACAAAUCAUCAGAGGAUAAACCUGGGGGAGGACCUGGGUCACCACGUGUUACCCUACGCUUGCCCAACACAGUUUCUCGCACUCCUGAAAAACCAAGGAUCCACGACAGCAAAAACAUAAUGGAAAACAAUGAGGAUGUGUAUGAAUUUAAGUGCAGUAAGGAUGAAGGAAGAGGUGAAGAAGAGGAGGACAAAGCAGCUGCAGGUGGACCACCAAGGCCUGAGUCUGGGCCAACUGAAGACAAAGGAGAUAAGAGAGGGAGAGAAGGUGAACCUGAGGAAGAUGAAGAAGCCAGGAAAAAGAAAAGAAAGGAGGAAGCCAAAGAUGUGGCUGUCAAAGGUGUAGGAAGAGGUGGUGGCCGUCCUGCUGGGAAUUCAGACAAAAAUGUAAAGUCUGGAGGUCGUGGUGGCACUGCAGGGAAUAGUACAGGAGCUGGAGGACCAAAACAGUCAACAACAACCAAUGCACCACCCAGUGGGGAGCAGCGGAAAAGCCCAAUGGGGUCGGCAGCCAACAGUCCCAAGCCACCAAGCACUAAAAAUGGUGGUGAUAGCAGUGAUACUGAAGAUGAUGUCAAAAGUGAAUCCAGUUCUGGUGCUGGACCAAAGGUGCCCCCACUCAAGAUUGUCCUUGGAGGUGGUACUGAACAGGAACCAAAUACUCGUAAUGGGAAGAAUUCCAGUAAUCGACAGCUGCCGUAUGUUGUGAACACAAGUUCUGGAGAAGAAAAGGAGGUGCCAGUGGAUGGCAAGGAGCCAGGAGUGACUGUCAAGGUGAAUUGUGAUACUGAAGAACAAGGAGGUGCUGGCAGUAGCUCUGGUAGUGAGAAGGGCAGUGGCACAAGAAUAACUAGAUCCCAACGGGGCAGUGGUGGGGGAGGAAAUUCUAGUUCUGCAGAGGAGUCCACUACAGCUUCUACCUCUGUGGUUAAACAAGAGGUAACAGUGAAAGUAGAGGAAUCUGCCCGACCCUCCACGACCAUGGAUGAUGCUGUCCACCCACGCAAGAGGAAAUUGAAGAUGAAGGAACCAGAAUGCGAACCACCAGCUGUUUCCCUGGUGGAUCAGCCUAUGACCAAUUGCUAUGAAACUUUUCUUAAUAUCAGGAAGCAGAUUGAGCGGAGAAGAGAGAACCUUAGACCUGUUCAACCUAAGCCACCACAAGGAUUUAAAGAAUACCUGAUGAACCGGUGCUCAUAUGUAUUGGCAGGUAAUGCCACCUCUAGACUCUCUGUUCCCAUUAUGUCUCCUCCUGCCUCCCUCAGUCAGCUCCUCAAGGAACUCUUUACUGAUCAAGAAAAAGAGCGCUACAGACUACGACUGCAGCACUUGAUAGAAAAAGAGAAGUUGGUGUUGAGUGUUGAACAAGAGAUUUUGCGUGUGCAUGGGCGUGCAGCACGUGCAUUGGCCAACCAAGCUUUGCCAUUCUCUGUCUGCACCUUCUUAAAGGAUGAAGAGGUUUAUAAUAUCAUUUCACCUGAACAAGAAAAAGAUGGCAAUGCAAGGUCUCGAUACAAUGGACGACUAUUCCUUUCUUGGCUACAAGAUGUUGAUGACAAAUGGGAUAAGAUUAAGGAAUUCAUGGUUCUGAGACACCACAAUGAGGCCGAGUCACUACAUGCAGUCCAACGGAUGGACUGGGAGUGGAAGUUGAAGGAGCUUGGUGACUGUGAUGCAAACUCCAGGCCACAUAUUGAUGAUUUGCAUGUACCUAUGGUUCAUGUAUCUGAUGACUUUGACCUCCUUCCAGAAUGAGUACCUAAGUUUUUACUGUAUGGAAUUGAAAGGAUUUUACUUCAGUGAUUAGAAUUUCAGACAUAUUUUGUAGGCAUUGAUGAAUUUGCCUAGAAUAUAAUUGUCUUUGUACUCAGUGUGUACAGGGCAUGUACAGGAAUGGACCUUCAGACAAAAGAAGGAAUAGAGUUGAGAGAAACUCUGGCUGUGAUAUUUGUUUGCUGGUACUCCACUGUAGCCCUAAAAUAUAUUACACAGACCCAGAUUCUAGUUCAAAUUUUGCAUAAGGUGCCCAUUAAAUCCCAUAUUUUAAAUGCUUUAUAUAUGAAUAACAACUUAUGACCCGAUAGUUGCAUUAGUUGUUGCUCCUCCCAGUACCAUAGGAUUAGGAAUUUUGUGUCAAAAUGUUAGGGUGAGGUCUGUAUUUCUGUGAUAUACAUUUGACUUUCAUAGUGUUUAGGGCAUACAACAUAAUCAUCAAUGAAUCAUUAUCUGGAUCAACUGUUUUUGUGUCCAGGAACUGCAUCCUUCUGGAACUUCAACAUAAUGAUGAAGUGUUUCCAGAGAUAUAGCUAUUCUAUAUGUUGGACUUCCUUGUGAAUGCAUGUGUGCUGGCUGUUUUGUAUCAACUAAAUUAUAUUCCAGUCACAUGAAUGUUCAUUGACACCACAUUUUGCUUGAUGUCCUCAUGAUUAAUGUUUCACUACACUUCUUUAGUAUGUAUGAUUUAAACUUUCUAAUUCUUUAAAGUGUUGCAUAACAUUCAGGAUUUUGAUGUGAAACUGUCUCAAUCCUUUAAAUUGUUGCAUAUUCUUCAGGAAUUUGAUGUAAAAACUUGUCAUAAGAAUGGCAUUGUCCAGUUUCUGCAUCAUUGUGUGAAGUGAGAAGAAAUAUGAAUGUCUGGAUAAAUUUAGUGUGGUAAUUAUCAUCAGUCCAUUAAAUAAACUUGUCACAUAAUACUAAGUAUACUGUAAGAUUACUACUUGCUCAAUCUAAUGUAAUUUUAAUAAAACUAAAAAAAAAAAAAAAAAAAAAAAAAAAAACAGGGACUUGGUUCUACAAGCCAACUUGAACAUGUAAUGAGAAUAUUAAUAUGAUGUAUGUAGCAAGUGUUGGAUGUCUUGGACAGUAAAGUGAUAAAUUCAGUCUAAGUCACAAUAAAAUACAAUUUCAUUA